Molecule: messenger RNA, 2778 nt
Organism: Amphibalanus amphitrite
Lineage: Eukaryota; Metazoa; Arthropoda; Thecostraca; Balanomorpha; Balanidae
Product: mesoderm induction early response protein 1-like
Exons: 6
Coding region: 71-1477 (468 amino acids)
Biological process (GO): negative regulation of transcription by RNA polymerase II
Cellular component (GO): nucleoplasm
Molecular function (GO): transcription corepressor activity; histone deacetylase binding
Source: RefSeq, a predicted model, not a curated record
AAUAAUAUGAUGCUUCAUUCAUCACUACUGUGUAUGUAUCUUUUUGUGCUUUUUGUGGCGCCUUUUCAACAUGUCAGAGACCAGCGGGCGCGACCAGCCGUCGCCGGCGGGCAGCGACCGCGACCGCGAGUUCGAGCCCACCGUCGACAUGAUGGUCAACGACUUUGACGACGAGGGGACGCUGGACGAGGCCGAGGCAAACGAGACGGCCGAGCAGCAGCGGAACGAGGCCGACCUGCUGCAGCAGGAGCAGGACAUGCCCAUCGAGAAGCUGUUGGCCAUGUACGGCCGCUACCCGGACGGCGGCGGCCCGGCCGACGCCGCGGCGCCCGCACCGGACGCCAGCCCCACGCCGGACGCCGACGGCGACGGAGAGGACGCGGCGGCCGACGGCGACGACGCCGAGGCGUCCCAGUCCAGCUCGGCCUCGGAGGAGGCGGCCAGCGCUCAGGCGGAGAAGGAGCCGGCCACCGAGACAGAGGCCAGCGACCGUGACGGCGCGGACGCGGCCGGGCCGCCGCCGGCCAAGAAGGCGCGCCGCUCGGCGCUGUCGGCCCUCUACCCGGAGCUGGAGCCGGCCGGCGCCGCCAAGCGGGCGCUGCGCUCCGAGGCGCCCGCCGACGACGCGCUGGCCGCCGGCGACGACGGCGACGAGUCGGACAGCUCCGAGAGCUCGGGCGAGGACAGCAACUGGCGCAAGACCAUCAUGAUCGGCAGCGUGUACCAGGCGGCCAUCCCGGACGGUCUCAGUCCGUACGGCGACACGCCGCCCUACGAGAACGAGGACCGGCUGCUCUGGGACCCGGCCGUGCUCCGCGCCGCCGACGUGGAGACCUACCUGCGUCAGGUGCAGGACGCCCGCCUGCAGCAGGCCAAGGGCGUGUCCGCCGUGCCCAACGGCUGCCACAUCAGGGACAACGAGCAGGCUCUGUUCCUGCUGCAGCAGUGCGGCCACAGUGUCGAGGAGGCUCUGCGGAGGACCCAGAUGAACAAUCACCAGCAGAUCGACACGCUCUCACUGUGGUCGGAGGAGGAGUGCGCCAACUUCGAGAACGGACUGCGCUUCUACGGCAAAGACUUCUACACCAUACAACAACAAAAGGUUCGAACCCGCUCAGUGGGCGAGCUAGUGCAGUUCUAUUAUCUCUGGAAGAAGACUGAAAGGCAUGACGUGUUUGCGAACAAAACAAAAAUGGAGAAGAGGAAAUACGCAUUAAAUCCGGGUGUCACCGACUACAUGGACCGGUUCCUGGAGGAGCAGGACCGCGACCCUAGCACGGCCGGCGGCCGCGGCGACGGCGACUCGCUGCCCAGCCUGCAGAUCCUGAUGGCCACCGAGGCGGCCGGCGCGCAGCUCAAACGGUGGCCGGCCGCGCUGGCGCCGCCCGGCUCCUUCCCGGCGGCCGGCAGCGGCGCCAUGUCCGUGAUGGUGGGCGCCGGCGGCCGGCCGUCGCCGUCCAAACUGCUGCAGCAGUGACCGACGGCGCUGGGUGCGCCAGUAGCCGGACAGAGGCGCAGUGUCCGGUCAGGGCAGUGACCGGGCCCAGGGACAGUAUGUGACGCGGCAGUGACCCGACAGCACGCUGGGACUGUGUUCGGUCACACAGGCCGUUACUACCCGUCCGAGUAGUACGCUGUGUGUUGAGGAGCGACCCGGAGCGAGAAGUGGUCUAUUUAUUACGUCGGUGUGCGACUCCGGGAAAUGUGAGAGGGAUAAAGUGCUAUUCAAGGUGAGGUGAGAGAGAAGACGCGCCGCGCGCCGAGGCCACUCGCACUGACCGAGUGCAAUCUCGAUCGGACUCUGCAGCUGCCGGCGGACGGAGCGACAGGGAGCGGCGUUUGUGGCGCAGCGUCAGCCGGCUCCGGUCAACUGUCGGCGCCGGGAGAUGUGGCCCGGCCCCAUGUGAGUGAAGUCUUCCUGGGACGCGCCGCUGGUGGGGCGGUCCCAGCGGGCAGGGGGGCAGUUGUGCACAUCACUGCCGGGCCGAGCAGCGGCAGUGCGCGGUUCACCGGCGACGCCCAGUGAACGGAGCGGCGCCCCGGCCACCGCCGGCCGGGCGCCGCUCACCCAGUACAAAUGGCGGGCGGCUGAACAGCUGUCGGCCGCGGCGGACCGACCUGACCCGACCCGCCGCGGAUGUACACCGAGUGGCUGACGGCCACCUGGACGUGACGUGACGUGACGAUAAUGGCUGUUACGGGCGGUGGGCGGGAGGCGCGAGCAGGCCCCCGAGACGCCAUCCCGUCCCGACGUAGGUUACCUGAAGACGUAGAGAUGCCACCUCAGUAUCUGGCGCGCACCGAACCAGGUCAUCCGCCAGCGAGCGCGGAGGUUCGCUGCUGAGCACCUGGCCAGCCACGGUCCUAGGCGGUCUAUUUUUCUUAUUACUAGUGCCUGAAACGGUAGUGCGUUGUGUGGAUGUUAAUGUGCGAGUGAGGUCUUUUUGAGAGAUAGUUAGGAGAACCCUUGCUACGCCAAUUUCGCGUGUGGCUCGAAUUGCUUUGAGAAGCGGAAGCGAUGAGCAUUUUUCACAAGACGCGUCAAUUUCUUAUUCGUUUAUUCGCAACUGUGUUUUGUAUUCAUCAACUGCAGCCACCACGGAUUGGGUGCUGUCCGUGUGUUCGUCUGCGUAUGUGGGCGGCUUGUGGAACAGCCGUCUCCUGGUGCGAGCUAGGGGCCUUUGAGGUCGGACUGUAUCAGCCACGUGACAUAACCUCAUCUCAUCGCGUCACGGGCUCUGUUGUCGGUGUCCCACUAAACGCAAUCAUCGAAAACAA